This is a messenger RNA of Penaeus indicus, 592 nucleotides long. It is a transcript of the gene RpS13, whose product is annotated as small ribosomal subunit protein uS15. Lineage: Eukaryota; Metazoa; Arthropoda; Malacostraca; Decapoda; Penaeidae. Gene Ontology annotation, cellular component: ribosome; cytosolic small ribosomal subunit; nucleolus. The coding region runs from base 118 to 573 and encodes 151 amino acids. Gene Ontology annotation, biological process: translation. Gene Ontology annotation, molecular function: small ribosomal subunit rRNA binding; structural constituent of ribosome. The record is from RefSeq and is a predicted model, not a curated record. The transcript is spliced from 4 exons.
UAGCGGCGCCGAGCGGGCUCUUCUUGGCAACGCUGAGAGUGGCGCAGCUCCCUCUUUCCCCUGAGGUUCGGUCUCUCAUUAGGUCCGCGUGGAAGCCUCGCCACACAUUUUUCCGCCAUGGGUCGCAUGCACAGUGGAGGGAAGGGUAUUUCCCAGUCAUCCCUGCCGUACCGUCGCUCCGUCCCCAACUGGUUGAAGUUAUCCAAGGAGGACGUCGAGGAACAGAUAAUCAAGCUCGCUAAGAAGGGUCUCACUCCCUCCCAGAUUGGUGUCCUGCUUCGAGAUAGCCAUGGUGUCGCCCAGGUGCGCUUCGUCACAGGCAACAAGGUUCUGCGUGUGCUGAAGGCCAAGGGUCUGGCUCCUGAUAUCCCUGAGGAUCUGUAUCACCUUAUCAAGAAGGCUGUUGCUAUCAGGAAGCAUCUUGAGAGGACAAGGAAGGACCGUGAUGCCAAGUUCAGGCUUAUUCUUGUAGAAUCCCGUAUUCACCGUCUUGGCCGUUACUACAAGUCCCGUGCAGUCUUGGCCCCCAACUGGAAAUAUGAGUCAUCAACUGCUUCCGCUCUUGUUGCGUAAAUAAAGUUUAGACAAGUGA